Molecule: messenger RNA, 715 nt
Organism: Elaeis guineensis (African oil palm)
Lineage: Eukaryota; Viridiplantae; Streptophyta; Magnoliopsida; Arecales; Arecaceae
Source: RefSeq, a predicted model, not a curated record
AAGACAGAAACAAACGCGUCUCCGACCCCUCUCUUUCUCGCUCUCUGCCCCUCGGUGUAGUCUGGAGAACAGCAUGCAGCGGCAGUCGCUCGGGUCGCCGGGCGCGAAGCUCCAAAUGAACGGAGUAGCCGGCGGGGGGGACAAGGAGGAGAGGCGGAGGAGCGCCCCUGGAGCGGGAGCGGCGGCGGCGGCGGAGGAGGAGGAGGAGCAGAUCAAGGCGGAGAAGCUGAUCCGAUCGAGCUCCAGGACGGAGAGAUCCAUCCAUCUCAUCCCUCUCCUCACCGUUCUCUGUUUGCUCCUCCUCUACCUCAUCUCCCACGACCCCACACCCAAAGAAUUGGAAAAGCUCGGCGGCGACGCCCGUCUUCUGUUCGACAACGCGGAAUCGGCGACGGAGAUCGGGCGAAAUAUCGGGGCGGGGAUCGGCGGCGUGGCGGCUAUUCGGAGCCAUCGGGGGCUGAAGGAGGCGAGGAAGCUCCGGCACCGGAAGCUAGGCAGGUUGUUCUAAUGGCCGCGCACGUGCGACGGCGCUCGGCAGGCGCUCCGCACGUGAGUGCUCCUAUCGUGGCACGUGGUUGGACCGUGCUGAGGUAGAGGGGGUUUGCUUUGCUGUAUACUUUGUAUGGGCGUCGGUUGCAUUGAUUGGCACUUGCGGUGGAUUAAUUCACUGUUAAUAUGAUAAAUUCUCUAUUAUUUUGGAAAAAGAAAAGAAAAA